GGAGGACACCAAUAUUCACAGCAGGCAUACCAACCCCAAUUGGACAUGAACCAUCACGCAGAUUACGCUGGAAAUGCAGUAUCACCACCACUAGGACAGCAACAGCAACAGCAACAGGCUUAUUACUACCCUCAGGAUGGUGGCUAUGUUCACCAGGAAGAUUAUGGACGUCAAGAUGGCUAUGGUCACCAGGAUGGUUACGCAAGACAGGAUGGUUACGCACAUCAGGAUGGUGGCUACUACGAUGAUUCCAACUAUUAUUAUGAUGGAUCCAAUGUAGCAGGAGGAAAUGCUGGUUAUGACAUGCACGGUCAGCAAAUGCCUAUGCAGAACAUGCCAGUCCAAACAUCCCUCCCAACUGGUCAACAAGCAGGUAUAAUUCCUCCUGUUCAACCAUACACUGGUGACUAUUACAAGCCAGAUACAGUUGAUGGAAAGCCUCACCAGGUUUAAUUAUACUUUCCUGAACUACUCUGUAUUUUAAAGAAACCCUUUCCUUUAUUCUUAUCUUUACUUUUCUUACAUAUAUAUUUAGUAUAUAACAAAAACGAUACUCAACUUACUUACUUACUAGCUAGUUAACUUAUUUACUUAUCUUACUCAUUUGUUUUUUUUUCUUUAUAUUAUAUUACAUAUUAUAUUCUAUUAUAUUAUAUUUUACAGCUCUAUCCUACCUUAGACAUCCACGUUUUUUAUAGACAAUAAAAGAAUACGCGAAAGUCAACUAAACUUAAUUAAACC
Molecule: messenger RNA, 741 nt
Organism: Phycomyces blakesleeanus NRRL 1555(-)
Lineage: Eukaryota; Fungi; Mucoromycota; Mucoromycetes; Mucorales; Phycomycetaceae
Exons: 1
Coding region: 46-453 (135 amino acids)
Source: RefSeq, a predicted model, not a curated record